Cryphonectria parasitica EP155 is the source of this 1146-nucleotide messenger RNA. RefSeq lists its product as uncharacterized. Gene Ontology annotation, molecular function: DNA binding; zinc ion binding. The record is from RefSeq and is a predicted model, not a curated record. Gene Ontology annotation, biological process: DNA-templated transcription. The annotation marks the transcript as partial. Lineage: Eukaryota; Fungi; Ascomycota; Sordariomycetes; Diaporthales; Cryphonectriaceae. The transcript has 4 exons.
AUGCCCCUUCUCUAUAUGCCAGCUAUACGGGCCAUGAUUGGGAGGCAGAUGACCGCACCGGAGAAGAAUCUUAUCUAUGCAUUAUGUGGUCUCACAUGCAUGCACAUGUCAGGCAAGAGCCUUCAUGUGGACGGCCCAGCAUCGUGGGAGGAUGCGGGACGUUUCUUCCUGGACGAGUGCGUGUCUAACAGGCAGUCGUACGACUUCAUGGAAGACGCCUCUAUCAGCGCUGUCAUAUCGUCCUUCUGGCUGUCGACAUCGUUCUUCGAGAUCAAUCAGAACCGAAAAUCAUGGCUGUACCUGAGAGAGGCUCUGACCCUGGCCCAGGAUAUGGGUCUGCACGACGACUCCACCUACACCAAUCUCUCUCCAGAGGAGGCCUUAUGCCGUCAGCGUGUCUUCUGGAUCCUGUUUGUGACGGAGAGGUCCUUCGCCAUUCUGCGGAACAAACCGAUCACUUUUAAAAAAACGCCAUCGUUGCCGACGACGAGGCAUGCUUACGAGUCCCCAGAUAUCCACACGGGCUUUCUACAGCUUGUGUCAUCCUACACGCCUCUUGAUGAGUCGUUCGUGUCAGCCUGGAACGACGGCUCCGAUCCCCGUGUCUCUGCGACUACUUACCUUGCCCUGCAGAACCUGCUCGCCCAACCGCCAUCUUUUCUCCAGCGCUCCCGCGCAUCAACACCCUCCUCAGACUCUCAACCGUCUGAACCGACCGCGAUCCAAAAGGCCGACCUCCUUAUCACCCAGCAGUGGCUGCGCCUCAUCGUGUGGCAGAGCUCUUUUCGGCAGAGCCUGUUGAGCUGGACCGCGCCCCACGAGAGCAUGCAUUUUGCUUUCCCCUUAGCCAUCGCGCGGUCGACCGCGGGCGUGUUGCAGAGCCUGCCGAGUUCGGCAGUCGAGGUGCACGGCAUGGGCAUGUUUGAGAAGAUCUUUGAAAUCGGAACGUGGUGCAUCAACGUGCUCGGCGCUAUCGACCGCGCAAGCUCGACGGUGCUGGGCGUGAGUAGGAAGGGCGUUGCCAUCGACCCGCUCGAGUUCUUUGUCCGCACCCUCAGCGCGACUCCGAAUAGCAGGACGCAGUUUGCAGAGAGGCUAUUGAUGUUCGCACAAGAGCGACCGGGGGGUAUGAGGAUGGCUCUGACA